AUGGAGGAUGAUGACUACAUCAAGCCUGGCUUCGACCCGGCCACUUUGACCAUGCCUAAGCUCCGAUCCAUUCUCGUCGCGCAUGGAGUCAACUACCCUUCGUCUGCCAAGAAAGGUCAACUGGUCGAGCUCUUCAAUGAGACCGUGCUGCCUCAGGCCCGCAGUAUCCGAGCAGCAAAUGCGCGCGUCAGGCGUACCAGCAGGGGUAUCGAGGAUGUCGCCAGCAGUCAAGGGACCGCAAAUGAGGAUGAAGAGGAAGACGAGACAGUGCGAGUGCGACCAGCGACAGUAACCAGGGCUUCUCGUCGAAGCACCCGCGCCCGCACUGAAGAGCCCGAGGAGGUUGCACCGACGCCGCGCGCGGCACGACACAGCACUGCACCGCUUGAGGAACAACCGGGACAGGCAUCUGUCAAGCAUGCGCGCGCUGUGCCUGAGCUUCAGGAGGAGCCGCAGUCGAAGAGAGCAGCGCCAGUCAGGUCGCGACAGAGUGCCGUUACCCCUGCCACAAAGCGCGAACCUAGGGAUGACGAGGGUCCAUUUUCUGCCGACAAUGUUUUCCAGUCUGGCAGCUCUCCGCCACCGCCCUCGCGCAGUCGCGACACCGAGCGCAGACGGACGACUAUGACGACAGCUCGUAGCACAGAGAGACGUGCGAGCAGAGACCGGCGACGGGUCACAGAGAACGUCCGACCAGUGCGCGAGCAGAGAGAUGGUGCAACUGUCCCUACACGCAGAACGUUCGAUAUGCCUGUAACACGGGUCAAGAAGGAGGAGGACGUUGUAGUUCAGCCGAAUGAGGAAUUUACGCCGGAGGAACACAACGAGCUGGUACAGGCAGAGCAGUCAGGUGAGCUCGUGCCAGUGCCUCGCAAAGCAAGACGUCCUGCAAGUACUGCAGCGAAGACUGGGCCGGCAGCAGUGAUCACGGCACUGCUUGUUGGCCUGGCUGCACUCUGGAGACAGGAGAAGCUUGAAGUGGGCUACUGUGGUGUCGGCUCUCCUUCGACAGACAUAGCAGGACUAGAGAUUCCACAAUGGGCAGAAGUGGCAAGACCGCAGUGCGAGUUGUGCCCUCAACAUGCUUACUGUGGUGACAAGCUGUCCACGGAAUGCGAGCCAGGCUUCGUGCUUACCCACCAUCCACUAUCUUUAGGCGGACUCGUCCCACUCCCGCCAAGCUGCGAGCCCGACAGCGCAAAAGCCCGCAAAGUCAACGCAGUCAAGGAACGUGCCGUCGAGCAGUUGCGCGAGCAAAACGCCAAGUUCGAGUGCGGUGAAGCACCAAAACCCGAGCUUAAGGAGCCUGAACUCAAGUCCAAGAUCAUCGCCAGCAAACGCAAGAGCAUGUCAAACGAGGAAUUCGAGGACCUCUGGGCUGCCGCCAUCCCAGAGAUCCAAGGCACGGACGAAGUCAUCAGUGGUGCAGAUGGAUCCGGCCACUUCACACUCCGCAGCUCAUCCCUCGCCCGCCUCCCACUCACCUGCGCCGUCCGCCGAUCCCUACGCGAGACGCUUAGACGAUAUUUUUGGCAGGUUGUAGGACUGCUCCUUCUGGCUUCGUCGGGGACCUAUGGUCGUUAUCGCAUCACUAGUGGUCGUGCGACGGAGCAGAAAGCCAAGGUUCUGGCUUCGAGAGCUUUAGAGCUGUUGAGCCAGCAGGCUGCGUUACAUGCUUAUGAUCCGGACAGCUAUGGCGAGAAUUGUGUGAGUGUUGCACAGCUGCGAGACGAUGUUUUGCGGGAUGAGUUCAGUGCGAGCAGGAGGAAGAUCUUGUGGGAGAGGGUGCAGAGGAAGGUGGAGGGGAAUAGUAAUGUCAGGCCGAUGGUCCGCGAAGGCAGGACUGGGGAUGUUGGUAGAGUGUGGGAAUGGGUUGGGGCUGUUGGGUUGAUUGAGGGUAGUACGCCUAGUACUGUCGAGAAGAGCGGGAGGAGAAAGAGUGGUAACAGGGUCUCGUUUGGUGGUGUGACCGAGGAGAGGUUGAUUGAGGAUCGCGGCGAGACGUCUGCCAAGCGGGAGGAAGGCAGGCAGUACUAUUGA
Messenger RNA from Recurvomyces mirabilis, 2040 nucleotides. RefSeq names its product inner nuclear membrane protein enriched at telomere/subtelomere region (gene SRC1). The record is from RefSeq and is a predicted model, not a curated record. The transcript is spliced from 3 exons. The coding region runs from base 1 to 2040 and encodes 679 amino acids. NCBI's taxonomy places the organism in Eukaryota, Fungi, Ascomycota, Dothideomycetes, Mycosphaerellales, Teratosphaeriaceae. Gene Ontology annotation, molecular function: chromatin binding. Gene Ontology annotation, cellular component: nuclear inner membrane.